UAGCCGCUUUUAAUUUUCGAUACAUUUUUUUGUUAAGAAGCGCUAGGGGAAGUCGUCUUCUAUCUUUUUUUUCUUUUCUUUUUUCUUUCUACAACAGAUACACAUGUUCUGUUCACUAUCCUCUGUCAGCGGACUGCGAAACGAAAUCAACCGCGUGCAAUCGACGCCUGGCAAGAAAGACCCGUAAAUUGAUACCGACUAACAACACGCGAUUGGUUGUUCUCUGUCACGUGACCCUAGCUGAUGAAUAUGUUUCUGGAGCACAGCAUGAAAUAGCUACGGGACUUGUGUUCGGUGCGCGUGUAUUUUUACAAGGACGGCUUUAUCAAACCCGUACAACAUCGAAGGUUUUUACUAGUGCAUUCGAUUAGGCCAUGUUGGAUUCGUACCGUUAUUCUGCUACUGAGUGUGGCAUGAGCUACAAUGGAAUCGGCAAAUAACAUUCUGGCUCACCCAGGGCUAUCGUUCUACCCCACCAUCACGAGUUCGGGAAUUCUUCCGGGCAGUCCCGGGGGCCAGGACUCUGUGGCGCGGUCGGCGCUGUCGUCGGGACAAAACGCGUGGGCCGGCUACGGCAACGACGGUCUCGGUCCGCACAACUCGUGUGCCAUGAGUUCGUACUCGAACCUCCAGCUGGGCCCGUCGUUCUCGAUGAACAGCAAGGCCGCCUAUAACACGGCUUUCGGUGGGGACUACCUCAACAGCUGCCGGCAGAUCCCCCAGCUAGGGGGCAUGAACUCCCUGCCCAUGCGCAACUACUCCUCGCUCUACAGCGAGAUGUACAACCCCGCGCACCCCCCUACUUACCCUAACGGUGGAUUCUAUCCUGAGAUGACCCCGGGGGCACUGCCGCUCCACGCCAGGGAGCUCAACUGUUCCAGCGGCCAGUCAGACUCGUCUGUGCAGGAGACCAAAGGACGGAAGAAAAGAAAGCCGUAUACACGCUACCAGACAAUGGUUUUGGAGAACGAGUUUCUCAAUAGUUCCUACAUUACAAGACAAAAGCGGUGGGAAAUAUCGUGCAAACUCCAAUUGACUGAAAGACAAGUGAAAGUGUGGUUCCAGAAUCGACGCAUGAAAAGAAAGAAACUGAACGAACGCGUGAAAUCGCGCCAACGGGACGAAGACACUGUUACAAAAAUAGAACCACACUCACAAGUGGAACACAAUGUACAAGUGUGACGUCAUUUCCGGUAGCAAAAUUACGUACUUAGAACCUUUGUUGUGAAUGUGUAUUGAAACGAGUGCAGCAAUCCACUCGUUAAAUGAAUAUUUAAAAAACAAAACAAAAAAUGAAAGUAUAAUAAAACAGCCGAAAUCGAGUGCAUGCAAUAAAGCUCAGUGUCACUUCUGCAACGGUGUGACGUAAUUCCAGGAACAUCAUUCUGUUAAUGACGUCAGGUAUAUGGUAAUGAGGUGAGAUACAUGUUAAUGACGCAAGGUGCAGAUGUUCAUGAUACUGGAAAGUGAGAAAGGGAGAUGUGUCACGACCGAUCGUUCGCGCACACGGGUACAAGAUCGAAGUCUGGUAAACUAGACUAGAGUUCAGAGUAGCAAUGGCUACGAUGCUCAUAUGGUAUUCGUUCUCGUGAAAAACUGUUAAACAAUGAAAAACCACAUUUUACGUCACAAAAUACGUCAUCUGUAUGGUGAAAUAACGUCAUGUUCAUACGCCAACGAUUGUGUUACAAAUGAUUGUGCUAUAGAAUCCUUAAACAUCACGUGUGCAGGAAUGAAUUUAAGGGAACAUAACCAUGUGGGGGAGGGGGAUUCUGUAGUGAAAUGGGAGGCAACUGAGCCUUCUCAGUUUUAUUGUUAGUUUUAUUUUAGUAGCCAUUGUCUCAUAAAAAUAUCAAGAAUAUGAUAAAUUGUUCAUUUUAGCAGGUGAUUUAUAAUAUAAGUUUAUACUAUGACGAACAAAAAUAAUUCCUGAUCCAUUUAUAUAAGUUAAGUUACUAGAAUUUUCGUAUUCGA
Molecule: messenger RNA, 1974 nt
Organism: Gigantopelta aegis
Lineage: Eukaryota; Metazoa; Mollusca; Gastropoda; Neomphalida; Peltospiridae
Product: homeobox protein mab-5-like
Exons: 3
Coding region: 424-1182 (252 amino acids)
Biological process (GO): regulation of transcription by RNA polymerase II
Cellular component (GO): nucleus
Molecular function (GO): DNA-binding transcription factor activity, RNA polymerase II-specific; RNA polymerase II cis-regulatory region sequence-specific DNA binding
Source: RefSeq, a predicted model, not a curated record